CUAAUAUCUCACAAUGGCCAUGCAAAACAGAAAACUUGACAUCCUUCCACAUCUGCAGGAACUCACAGAGGAGAAUUUUAAAGAAUUCAGAUACUGGUUAUGCAGCUUGGCAUUAGAUGACAAAUUCCCAGUUCGCCGUAGCAAGCUGGACAAGGCAGACUGUGUAGAUGUUGCAGGUCUCCUGAGAGAGCACUACGGCGAGGAGAGAGCAGUGGAUGCAGCUAUUGAAACCUUCAAAAUGAUCAAUCGGAGGGACUUGGCUGGGAAACUCCAAGCGGAAAAGGACAGAGCUUUGGGCCCUGACCAAACCCGUGGAAGAAGAGCAGAAGGUUACAGGAAGAAGUACACUGCGCACGUACAGGAUAAGUACGGAGUAAUGAAAGACAGGAACUCUCUUCUUGGUGAGAAUGUAAUUCUAAACAGCAGAUACACCAAGCUGAUUAUUGUAAAGGAAACACGUGCCAGAAAGGAAAGACAAUAUGAAAUAAUGGCCUCGGGACAGAGACAUGCAGAAAUCAUGUCUGAGCAAAAGAGAUCCAUCACCAUCGGUGACUUAUUUGCAGCUGAUGAGAAAGGGAAAACUCAGCGAAUUGCUGUGCUGCUGGGAGCUGCAGGGAUUGGGAAAACACUGACAGCAAAAAAGAUCAUGUUUGACUGGGCAACUGGAAAGCUUUACAGCAAAAAGUUUGAUUAUGUUUUCUACAUAGACUGCAGAGAAGUUAACUUUGACAUUGAGCAGGGAAGUGUGGCAAAUCUGAUCUUAAGGAACUGUCCUGAUCAACAUGCACCGAUUGAAGCAAUGUUGGUGAAUCCAGAGAGACUCCUGUUUAUAAUUGAUGGCUUUGAUGAACUGAGAUUGUCCCUGGAUCAGCCAGAAGAGAAUCUGUGCUCUGAUCCCUGGGAGAAGAAACCAAUGGAAAUCGUGCUGAGCAGUUUAGUCCGGAAAAAAGUCCUUGAGAAAUGUUCCUUACUCAUUACUACAAGACCAGCUGCUGUGGAGGAGCUCAGGCAGUGCUUGCACAAUGAGCGCUACGCUGAAAUCCUGGGGUUUUCAGAAACCGAGAGGAGAGAAUACUUUGACAAAUAUUUUGGGGAUAAAGGGAAAGCAAGAAAAGCCUUUAAUUUUGUAAAAGAAAAUGAAAUGCUCUUCACCAUGUGCUUUGUCCCCAUUGUCUGUUGGAUCGUCUGCACUGUCAUAAAGCAGCAGAUGGAUGAAGGUGAAGAUCUUGCACAGACUUCGACAACAGUCACAGGAGUGUACCUGCUCUACCUUUACAAUUUACUGAGGGAUCCAAGAAGCAAGUCAAAGCAACUCCUGCAAACUAACUUGAAAGGACUUUGCUCCUUGGCUGCAGAUGGGGUCUGCAGGCAGAAAAUCCUGUUUAGGGCAGAAGAGCUGAAGAAGCACAGCUUAGAUACUGCUGACUCCCUCUUUCUGAAUGAGAACCUCUUUCAAAAAAGCACUGACUGUGAAUGUCUCUACAGCUUCAUCCACCUGUCUUUUCAAGAGUUUUUUGCAGCUUUGUUUUAUGCUCUGGAAGAAGAAGCAGCAGCAGUAGGCGAAGGCUCAGGAAAUGACAUGCAAGCUUUAACAACUUUGUUAGCCAACUAUGGGAAAUCUAUGAAUCAUUUAAUGCUAACAGUGAGAUUUCUGUUUGGUUUCUUAAAUGAAGAGAGAAUGAAGGACAUUGAGAAAAAACUGAGCUGCAAAAUGUCAUUGAAGAUUAAACCAGAAUUACUGAAAUGGAUUAAAAUAAAGCCCAAAACAUCUCCCUUGUCUUUAGGAUCUCAUGGGCAGAGGUCAGGUUUUGCACCUAAGGUUGAAGCACUUUAUCAGCUUGAGAAAUUUCACUGUUUGUAUGAAAUUCAGGAUGAAAAUUUUGUGCAAAGUGCACUGAGACAUUUAAUAACUUUAAAGUUACAACAUCAUACAUUUACCCAAAUGGAUCAAGAGGUACUUGCAUUCUGUUUAAAAAACUGCCACCAAUUAGAGUCACUUCUUCUAGAAUCCUGUGAAUUCAGAUACGAAGCCCUAAACGAAGAUGUGUCGAGAUCCCAAAAUUGGUCACCUCCGGAACAGGAGACUCACUUGUCUAUUUGCCUGCUGUGUCAAGCCCUGAAAGACCCACGCUGUAAAGUGAAAAGGCUACGGCUGAGGGAUUGCAAGCUCACAGAUGCCUGCUGUGGCGAUCUCGCCGCUGUUCUCAGCACCAGCCCCAACCUGAUGCAGCUGGACCUGAGUGGCAAUGGUGGUUUGGGAGUUUGCGGCGUGCAGCUGCUGUGCAAGGGACUGAAAUAUCCCAGCUGCAAGUUACAGACGCUGCGGUUGCGGUGGUGCCGUCUCACAACCACUUGCUGUGGGGAUCUCGCCGCUGCUCUCAGCACCAGCCCCAGCCUGACACUGCUGGAUCUGAGUGGUAACACUGGUCUGGGGGAUGUCGGUGUGCGGCUGCUGUGCGAGGGACUGAGACGUCCCAGUUGCAAGUUGCAGACACUGCGGUUGCAGUGCUGGCAUCUCACUGAUGCCUGCUGUGAGGAUCUUGCCACUGCUCUCAGCACCAGCCCCAGCCUGACGGAGCUGGACCUGGGUGUUAAUUCUGGUCUGGGGGAUGGCGGCGUGCAGCUGCUUUGCGAGGGGCUGAGACAUCCCAGCUGCAAGUUACAGACACUGAGGUUGCAGUGGUGCCGUCUGACCGAUGCCUGCUGUGAGGAUCUUGCUGCUGCUCUCAGCACCAGCCCCAGCCUUACAGUGCUUGACUUGAGUUAUAAUAGGGGUCUGGGGGAUGGCAGCAUGCAACAGCUGUGCCAGGGACUGAGACAUCCCAGCUGCAAGUUGCAGACACUGGGGUUGCAGAGUUGCCGUCUCACAGUUGCCUGCUGUCAGGAUCUCACUGCUGCUGUCAGCACCAGCCCUAGCCUGACACAGCUGGACCUGAGUUAUAAUAAGGGUCUGGGAGAUGGUGGCGUGCGGCUGCUGUGCGAGGGACUGAGACAUCCCAGUUGCAAGGUGCAGACACUGCGGUUGAGCCUUCAUGAACUAAAUGCAGAAACAAAGCAAGAGCUGGAGGCUGUGAAAGGAAUGAAACCGGGUCUGGUCAUAGAGCAGUUGGAAGAGGAUGUGUUCGAUGACAGUGCAGAUUGGUAGAAAAUCCUCCUGCACCAGCUGCUCUGCCAGUAGCUGGAGGAGAAGGGGAGGAGCUGGGACCACCUGGCAUUCAAGCUGGGCACCAUCAUUUCCAGGGACUCCAGCAGCAACAUACAGCCGGUGUGGUAGGAUUUGAGUGAAGAUGGCCAGGGCCAAUCUCCUGUGGGUGAGAGAGACUCAUGAGUAGGAACAGUGCUUCCUUCAUGUUUGAUGUGACUUUUGGGGGUGGGAGAGGGUAGAGAGCAGCAGGGCUGAAGGGCUCAGGCCCUGGGGAUGGGGAGCUGUGGGCUCCUGAGAGGUCUGGGUACCAGUUCCUUUCUGCUUCUGUGGGCAGAGAAGAGGCCCCCAAAGCCACUCUUUGGAGCCCACGGGGAGUUUCCAGUCUGCAGUGUAGCUGUCCCUGGCACUUGUGUAUCCCCGACGAAAACGGUCCGGUUGUCUGAACAACUACGUUAGUUGUUCUAGCUGGCAGGGCUCAGGCCAGCACGUCCGUCUACAAAUCAGGCCGGCAGGGAAAAGGAUACGUCUGGGAUUGCGCUUGGCGACAGGGAGAAGAAUCGAUAAGUGAUCAGUCUAUUGAUCAGCUCAGCCACGAGUCAGAUCUCUUCAGAAGCACUCUGCAGCGUGCUCAAAGUUCUCCGACUUGGGCGGAAGUCGUGCUAAUUUUUAAACAGCUAGCAAGCCAAUUACUAGCCGCCACGUGUGCAUAAUUUAGAACUGGCCAAUAGCGGGACACAAAUUUACAUUCGAAUGGCGGGAUCUCUCUUGCACCGGGGGUUUUCUGCAGCAACAGAAAACCUUUACUUUGCAAGAGGCUCUCAUGUGGUUGGAAAAUUCCACCGUGCCGAGGCACCAAAAUCAGUGGGUUGUGACGCCGCAGAGCUGGUGUUUUCUGUCACUGUCCCCAGCAUUGCAGUUUCCCUCGUGCAUAUUUGUGUCCAUUUUGUUGGAGUCCAUGCAGCUGUAAGGGUCUUCAUGUCCUUUGUAGUUUCUGUUUUCCAGGGGAAAUACAUUUCCAAAUGGAUUGGAUUAUUUUCAGUUCUCUAUGCGAGUUGGUCCCUGCAAGGAAGACCAGUAAAAAUAAAAGGUGUCCAGUUACAUUUGUGUGUUAAAAUCCAGUUGUAAAUGCACAUUGGACUGUGCUCCAUGUAUUUUGUUACCCAUCAUGUCAAAUGAAGUUCAUGGUGGCGCUAGUCUUAGGAGGAGCUCAUGCCUGGUUCUUGCUUGUAGACAAUCAAAGGAGAGAAAGCACCGCCAGCAUGCAUGUAGGAAAACCCAGCAUUUCCCAGGCCGCGAGUUCCAGCUGGAACCAAGCACUUUCUUUUCAGUUCUUCUUGAAGCAAAGAGACCUGAAAUGUUUCAGUUAAAAAUAAAUCCCAGUCAAUAUUCAGGUAAUUAUCAAUGAGAACAAAACUGUUUGCUGUGGCGUAAGUGUGAGAAUUAUAGCUAGGGGUCUACCUUACUUCAGGAGGCAGCUGGGCAA
Messenger RNA from Alligator mississippiensis (American alligator), 4628 nucleotides. Its product is annotated as NACHT, LRR and PYD domains-containing protein 12. The record is from RefSeq and is a predicted model, not a curated record. The transcript is spliced from 10 exons. Gene Ontology annotation, molecular function: protein binding. Lineage: Eukaryota; Metazoa; Chordata; Crocodylia; Alligatoridae. Gene Ontology annotation, cellular component: cytoplasm. Bases 14 to 3145 code for a protein of 1043 amino acids.